Molecule: messenger RNA, 929 nt
Organism: Nematolebias whitei (Rio pearlfish)
Lineage: Eukaryota; Metazoa; Chordata; Actinopteri; Cyprinodontiformes; Rivulidae
Product: epithelial cell adhesion molecule
Cellular component (GO): membrane
Source: RefSeq, a predicted model, not a curated record
AGUUGGAGAAGAAGCUCGUGACGGUUAGAGACGGACGUGCUCGUGGUUGUUUUGGGUGCGCGCGCAGUUCUUCCGGGACACACCUUGAUCAGCUGAAGACGGAAGUGUUGAUCAGUUUUCUGACGGAACCAAGGGAACUUUAAUCGAUCCAGGACCGAAGUCAUGACGAAGGUUCUGGUUCUUCUGGGCCUGGCUGCCUUCUGCUCCCUGGCUGCAGCUCAGUGUGUGUGUCAGUCCAUGAAGUGGGCCACCUGCGACCCAGUUGGCUCUGGUUGUCAGUGCACGAUUCUGGUCGGUGCUGGUGAGAAAAAAACCCUGAACUGCUCUGUCUUGGUUCCGAAGUGCAUCCUGAUGAAGGCGGAGAUGUACCGGGCCAAGAACAACCUGGGCACCCGCACCAUCGGAGGCAAGCCGGUGGAGUCGGCCUUCACCAACAACGACCCGAUCUACGACCCGGAGUGCGAGAACGACGGUAAAUUCCGGGCCAAGCAGUGCAACGGCACCGCAGAGUGCUGGUGCGUGAACAGCGCCGGGGUCCGCAGGACCGACAAGGGCGACAAGGAAAGCAUCACGUGUCCCGAGCUGGUGGAGACCUUCUGGGUUCGUCUGCAGCUGAAACACAAGCCGGUGCCGACCAAACUGGAUGAAGGCCAACUGCAGAGCGCCAUCGGGGACGCCAUCAGAGACCGCUACGGCUUUGACAGGAGCCUGGUCAAAGAGAUUCAGUACGACCCAGAAGCCCGGCGCAUCGUGGUGGACGUGAAGAAGCCUGAGGACAACAAGGACAUCAACCUGGCCCACAUGGCCUACUACAUGGAGAAGGACGUCAAGGUUCUGCCCCUGUUCACCAACCAGAACACGUUCUCUCCCAAAGUGGGCGAUCAGACUGUGGACAUGGAGGACAUCCUGGUGUACUACGUGGACACCAA